Messenger RNA from Erinaceus europaeus (western European hedgehog), 7455 nucleotides. RefSeq names its product Rap guanine nucleotide exchange factor 2 (gene RAPGEF2). Gene Ontology annotation, molecular function: guanyl-nucleotide exchange factor activity; protein binding. The coding region runs from base 765 to 5384 and encodes 1539 amino acids. The record is from RefSeq and is a predicted model, not a curated record. Gene Ontology annotation, biological process: positive regulation of ERK1 and ERK2 cascade; small GTPase-mediated signal transduction. The transcript has 25 exons. NCBI's taxonomy places the organism in Eukaryota, Metazoa, Chordata, Mammalia, Eulipotyphla, Erinaceidae.
UGCUGAGUGUGAGGGACAGGCAUCAUUAAAUUAAAUGUCCAUCAGUGUCACGCUGCUCAGAUUAAUUGUGCAAACUUGGUUAGUGGAGUGGGAUAGAGAUCACUGGUCACCACUCUGUUAGCAUCAUUAGCAGCUAGGGAGGAGGUUCUGAUUUACACGCUCUGCUCUGAUUUUUUUCCCUUCCUCUUUCUCUUUUCUUUCUUUCUUUUUUUUUUUUUUCUCCUGGUUGGAGGGGUCUGUAUGUGUGAUUAAAAUUAAACAAGAGUAUUAACAAUGCUUGGCUGAAUGCUAGAGACUGGUUCUUAUACCACCCUGACUAAUAUAAUUCUGUAUUAAGCCUUUUUGAGGGGAGCCUGUGUGCAGUCAGCCAUUUUAGUUUUCUUUUUUCUUUUUUUCUCCUUUUCUUUUGCCUCUGUUCUUUAAUCUCAGAAAUGAUCUUGCUCUCUCAGAAGACUGUGAGCUGUAUAAGGUUUCUUCAAUCUUGCCGUAGCUUGAGAUGGUUAGAGUUUCAGCGUUGUAAAAAUGGAGACGAACACCGUUGUUCAGAUUCCUUUUCUGGUCUACAAGUGUGAGGUGUUUUUUUUUUUUUUUUAAGCUUACCAGUAGUGACACUUUCAGCUGCAGCUUGGUUUCCUCCUCCCUCUUUCUCCUCUCCCCCCCCCCACCCCUUUUCUUUUUUAAUUUAAUGCUGUAGAGGGUGACUUGCCAUCUAUGAGAGAUUGGUACAUGAUGUGUAAAUUCAGUUCAGCAUAUGUUUCUUCAUUAUGAAACCACUAGCAAUCCCAGCUAACCAUGGAGUUAUGGGCCAGCAGGAGAAACAUUCACUUCCAGCAGAUUUCACAAAGCUGCACCUCACUGAUAGUCUCCACCCACAGGUGACCCACGUGUCUUCUAGCCAUUCAGGAUGUAGUAUCACUAGUGAUUCUGGGAGCAGCAGUCUUUCUGAUAUCUACCAGGCCACAGAAAGUGAGGCUGGUGAUAUGGACCUGAGUGGUUUGCCAGAAACAGCAGUGGAUUCCGAGGAUGAUGAUGAUGAAGAAGAUAUUGAGAGAGCUUCCGAUCCUUUGAUGAGUCGGGAUAUUGUGAGAGAUUGUCUGGAGAAGGACCCAAUUGACAGAACAGACGAUGACAUUGAACAACUGUUGGAAUUUAUGCACCAGCUGCCUGCUUUUGCCAACAUGACGAUGUCUGUGAGACGGGAACUCUGUGCUGUAAUGGUGUUUGCUGUAGUAGAAAGAGCAGGGACCAUAGUGCUAAAUGAUGGUGAAGAACUGGAUUCUUGGUCAGUGAUCCUGAACGGUUCUGUGGAAGUGACUUAUCCAGAUGGAAAAGCAGAAAUACUAUGUAUGGGAAACAGUUUUGGUGUUUCUCCUACCAUGGAUAAAGAAUACAUGAAAGGAAUAAUGAGAACAAAAGUGGAUGAUUGCCAGUUUGUCUGCAUAGCCCAGCAAGAUUACUGCCGUAUACUCAACCAAGUAGAAAAGAACAUGCAAAAAGUUGAGGAGGAAGGAGAAAUUGUUAUGGUGAAAGAACAUCGAGAACUUGAUCGCACUGGAACCAGAAAGGGACAUAUCGUCAUCAAGGGCACUUCUGAAAGAUUAACAAUGCAUUUGGUGGAAGAACAUUCUGUGGUGGAUCCAACAUUCAUAGAAGACUUCCUUUUGACUUAUAGAACUUUUCUCUCUAGCCCAAUGGAAGUGGGCAAAAAGUUGCUGGAGUGGUUUAAUGACCCGAGCCUCAGGGAUAAGGUUACACGGGUAGUAUUACUGUGGGUGAAUAAUCACUUCAAUGACUUCGAAGGAGAUCCUGCAAUGACUCGAUUUCUAGAAGAAUUUGAAAAUAAUCUGGAGAGAGAGAAAAUGGGGGGACACUUGAGGCUACUAAAUAUUGCAUGUGCAGCUAAAGCAAAAAGAAGAUUGAUGACGUUAACAAAACCAUCCCGAGAAGCUCCUUUGCCUUUUAUCUUACUUGGAGGUUCAGAGAAGGGAUUUGGCAUCUUUGUUGACAGUGUAGAUUCAGGUAGCAAAGCGACCGAAGCAGGCUUGAAACGAGGAGAUCAGAUAUUAGAAGUAAAUGGUCAAAAUUUUGAAAAUAUUCAGCUGUCCAAAGCCAUGGAAAUUCUUAGAAAUAACACACACUUAUCUAUCACUGUGAAAACCAACUUAUUUGUAUUUAAAGAACUUCUAACAAGAUUGUCUGAAGAGAAAAGAAAUGGUGCCCCUCACCUUCCUAAAAUUGGAGACAUCAAAAAGGCCAGUCGCUAUUCCAUUCCAGAUCUUGCUGUAGAUGUAGAACAGGUGAUAGGACUUGAAAAAGUAAAUAAAAAAAGUAAAGCCAACACUGUUGGAGGAAGGAACAAGCUGAAAAAGAUACUGGACAAGACUCGGAUCAGUAUCUUGCCACAGAAACCAUAUAAUGAUAUUGGAAUUGGCCAGUCUCAAGAUGACAGCAUAGUGGGAUUAAGGCAGACAAAACACAUCCCCACUGCUUUGCCAGUCAGCGGAACUUUAUCAUCUAGCAAUCCUGAUUUAUUGCAGUCACAUCAUAGAAUUUUAGACUUCAGUACUACGCCUGACUUGCCAGAUCAAGUGUUAAGGGUCUUUAAGGCUGAUCAGCAAAGCCGAUACAUCAUGAUCAGUAAAGACACCACAGCAAAGGAAGUGGUGAUUCAGGCCAUCCGGGAAUUUGCUGUGACUGCCACCCCAGAUCAAUAUUCACUAUGUGAGGUCUCUGUCACACCUGAGGGAGUAAUCAAACAACGAAGACUUCCAGAUCAACUUUCCAAACUUGCUGAUAGAAUACAACUGAGUGGAAGGUAUUACUUGAAAAACAACAUGGAAACAGAAACCCUUUGCUCUGAUGAAGAUGCCCAGGAAUUGCUAAGAGAAAGUCAGAUUUCCCUCCUGCAGCUCAGUACUGUUGAAGUUGCCACGCAGCUCUCUAUGCGGAAUUUUGAACUCUUCCGCAACAUCGAACCUACUGAAUAUAUAGAUGAUUUAUUUAAACUCAAAUCCAAAACCAGCUGUGCCAACCUGAAGAAAUUUGAAGAAGUCAUUAACCAGGAAACAUUUUGGGUCGCAUCUGAAAUUUUGCGAGAGACAAACCAGCUGAAGAGGAUGAAGAUCAUUAAGCAUUUCAUCAAGAUAGCACUGCACUGUAGGGAAUGCAAGAAUUUUAACUCAAUGUUUGCAAUCAUCAGUGGACUGAACCUGGCACCAGUGGCAAGGUUACGAACUACGUGGGAAAAACUUCCCAAUAAAUAUGAAAAGUUGUUUCAAGAUCUCCAGGACCUGUUUGACCCUUCUAGAAACAUGGCAAAAUACCGCAAUGUCCUCAAUAGUCAAAACCUACAACCCCCCAUAAUCCCUCUAUUUCCAGUUAUCAAGAAGGAUCUCACGUUCCUUCAUGAAGGAAAUGACUCAAAAGUUGAUGGGCUGGUCAAUUUUGAGAAGCUAAGGAUGAUUGCAAAAGAAAUUCGUCAUGUUGGCCGAAUGGCUUCAGUUAACAUGGACCCUGCCCUCAUGUUCAGGACUCGGAAGAAGAAAUGGAGGAGUUUGGGGUCUCUCAGCCAGGGUAGUACAAAUGCAACAGUCCUAGAUGUUGCUCAGACAGGUGGUCAUAAAAAGCGGGUACGUCGUAGCUCCUUUCUCAAUGCCAAAAAGCUUUAUGAAGAUGCCCAAAUGGCUCGCAAAGUGAAGCAGUACCUGUCCAAUUUGGAACUCGAAAUGGAUGAGGAGAGUCUUCAAACAUUAUCAUUGCAAUGUGAGCCAGCAACCAACACAUUGCCUAAGAAUCCUGGUGACAAAAAGCCUGUCAAAUCUGAGACUUCCCCGGUGGCUCCGAGGGCAGUGUCACAACAGAAAGCACAGCCACAGCCGCAGCCACAGCAACCGCAGCCAACUCAUAAAGUCAACCAAGGACUGCAGGUCCCUGCCGUGUCCCUUUACCCUUCACGAAAGAAAGUCCCAGUAAAAGACCUCCCACCUUUUGGUAUAAAUUCUCCACAAGCUUUAAAGAAAAUUCUCUCCCUGUCUGAAGAAGGGAGUCUGGAGCGUCACAAGAGACAAGCAGAAGACACAAUGUCAAAUACAUCUUCACAGCUUUCCUCUCCUCCUACUUCUCCACAAAGUUCUCCAAGAAAAGGUGGCAGUGGCAAUCAGCUGAGAUCUUUUGGCUCCGGGCAGUUGGACUUAACCAGUUCCUCCUCUUCUCUUGGAAGUGAGAACAGUAACAAGAAUAACAAUGCACCACGGACCUAUGGGAUAGGCUACACUUUGGCUCCCAGUGGUACUGUGGAUAAUUUCUCAGACUCUGGUCACAGUGAAAUUUCGUCACGAUCCAGCAUUGUCAGCAAUUCUUCCUUUGAGUCAGUGCCAGUCUCACUGCAUGAUGAGAGGCGCCAGAGACAUUCUGUCAGCAUCGUGGAAACAAACCUAGGUGUAGGCAGGAUGGAAAGACGGGCCACGAUUGAACCUGACCAGUACAGCUUAGGGUCCUACGCACCAAUGUCUGAGGGUCGAGGCUUAUAUGCUACAGCUACAGUAAUCUCUUCUCCAAGCACAGAAGAACUUUCCCAAGACCAAGGGGACCGAGCUUCACUCGAUGCUGCCGACAGUGGCCGUGGGAGCUGGACGUCAUGCUCUAGUGGGUCCCAUGACAAUAUACAGACCAUCCAGCACCAAAGAAGCUGGGAAACACUUCCAUUUGGGCACACUCACUUUGAUUAUUCAGGGGAUCCCACGAGUUUAUGGGCCUCCAGCAGUCACAUGGACCAAAUCAUGUUUUCAGAUCAUAGCACAAAGUACAACAGACAAAAUCAAAGUAGGGAAAGUCUUGAACAAGCUCAAUCCCGGGCAAGCUGGGCAUCUUCCACGGGAUACUGGGGAGAAGACUCAGAAGGUGACACAGGCACAAUAAAGCGAAGGGGUGGGAAAGAUGUUACCACUGAAGCUGAAAGCAGCAGCAUAGCGUCUGUGACUACAGAGGAAACCAAACCUGUUCCCAUGCCUGCUCACAUAGCUGUGACGACAAGUACUGCAAAGGGACUUAUUGCACGAAAGGAAGGCAGGUACCGAGAGCCUCCACCCACCCCUCCUGGCUACAUCGGAAUUCCCAUUACUGACUUUCCAGAAGGGCAUUCCCACCCAGCCAGGAAACCUCCAGACUACAACGUGGCACUUCAGAGAUCUCGGAUGGUCGCCCGACCUGCCGACACAGCCGGGCCUUCCCCUGUGCAGCAGCCCUCUGGACAUCCAGCGAGCGGCAGGCCGGUGAACAAACCACAGUGGCAUAAACCCAACGAGUCCGACCCACGCCUCGCCCCCUACCAGUCUCAAGGGUUCUCCACAGAGGAGGAUGAAGAUGAACAAGUAUCUGCUGUUUGAGGCACAGGCUUUUCUGGAUCCAGAGCUAGUCAUCUACAAGGAGAGCACAAGAAGACGUCCCUAGCAUUGGAGCCUUGGAACUCACAUUCUGAGGAUGGUGGACCAGUUUGCCUCCUUCCCUGCCUUAAAAGCAGCAUGGGGCUUCUUCUCCCCUUCUUCCUUUUCCCCUUUGCAUGUGAAAUACUGUGAAGAACUUGCCCUGGCACUUUUCAGACUUUGUUGCUUGAAAUGCACAGUGCAGCAAUCUCUGAGCUGUUGCUGCCUGCCACAUCACACAGUAUCAUUCCAGAUUCCAAGAUCAUCACCACAAGAUGAUUCCCGCUGGCUGCACGUCUCAAUGCCAGGAAGGAUUUUUUUCUUUUUUCUUUCUUUUUUUUUUUUUUAAUCUUCCUUUUAGAUUUCAAUCCAGUCAUAGCACUUGAUCUCAUUCGGAUAAUGAGAAAAGCUAGCCUUUGAACUACUUGGGGCUUUUAACCCACCAAGGAAGACAAAAACAAUGAAAUCCUUUGAGUACAGUGCUUGUCCACUUGUUUACAAUGUCCUCCUUAUAUUUUUUUAAUGAGUUUAAAGAUUGUGUUCAGAGAGUAAAUAUAUCGAUUUAAUGAUUACAGUAUUAUUUUAAACCUUUAAGUCGGGUUGCCAGCCUGGGUUUCUUUCUAAAAAAAAAAAAAAAAAAAACCAAAUCUAUCAGACAGGGUGUGGCCAUCCCAAGAAGAGAGAAAGACCUAGCUUAUGAUCCUGUCUUCCCAUGUCCUUCUGGCCUUGCCUAUGAAGUGCCCUAUCCUGCAAAUAUAAAAUAUUAGCCAGUUACUUAAAUACCAAGACACCUCAUUCACCCCUUCCCCGGUGGAUGAGGUUCUUCUGUACAACUGUUUGCACAUGGCCAGGGGAGGGAACUUGGACCCUUGUGUCCUAUGUCUGAGCCUUAUGGAGUUCAGGACCAGUGUCAUUGUUGAGGGGUGGGAGUGGGGGGGUGUCCUACUCCACUGAAAUGGAUGGCAAACCACAUCUUUUUUUUUUUUAAGUUAUAUUUCUUUGAUUUUUUUUUAAAUUUAGUUUUAGGGAUUUGUUUUCUUUUUGUUUUUAAAGAGAAAUGUUUAUAACUGGAUAGCAUUGCAGUGAAAAGCAGCCUGGGGUGUCAGAGCUAAUGCCAGCUGUUAGACUGCUCUUUGAAGACAGCCUCCCUUCACUGAAUUGGCAUCAGAGAACCACCAAAUCUUUAACAUGAUAAAAGACUAAAAACCCGGUUCUAGACCAGCCUUUGCAAGGAGGGUUAGUCACCAAAGACUGACCUGGUGGCUUUAUGAACACUGAGGAUAGAUAUGGCCUGAGUGUAGCAACCACCUGCUCACAGCUGCUAUUAACCCUGUAAUGACUGAAAUGACCCCCUCCACUCUAUUUUUGUGUUGUUUUUGCACAGACUCCGGAAAAGUGAAGGCUGCCAAUCCGAGUAGUACUCAAAUGUGAGGAACUGCUGGUCUUGGAUUUUUUUUCCAUUAAAUUCAGCUGAUCAUAUUGAUCAGUAGAUAAACGUAAAUAGCUUCAAAUUUUAAAAGUCGAAUUGCAGUGUUUUUUCACUGUAUCAAUAAACAAUGUCAGUGCUUUAUUUAAUAAUUCUCUUCUGUAUCAUGGCAUUUGUCUACUCGCUUAUAUAUUACAUUGUCAAUUAUGCAUUUGUAAUUUUAAAUGUAAUAUGCAUCAUUUGCCAGUUUUAUUAUAUAGGCUAUGGACCUCAUGUGCAUAUAGAAAGACAGAAACCUAGCUCUACCACAAGUUGCACAAAUGUUAUCUAAGCAUUAAGUAAUUGUAGAACAUAGGACUGCUAAUCUCAGUUCGCUCUGUGAUGUCAAGUGCAGAAUGUACAAUUAACUGGUGACUUCCUCAUACUUUUGAUACUACUUGUACCUGUAUGUCUUUUAGAAAGACAUUGGUGGAGUCUGUAUCCCUUUUGUAUUUUUAAUAAAAUAAUUGUACAUAUUGGUUAUAUUUUUGUUGAAAAUGGUAGAAAUGUACUAUGUUUAUGCUUCUACACCCAGUUUGUAUAAGCUGGAAAAUAAAUAAAUAUACCAUA